This is a messenger RNA of Radiomyces spectabilis, 1026 nucleotides long. RefSeq lists its product as uncharacterized. The record is from RefSeq and is a predicted model, not a curated record. Gene Ontology annotation, cellular component: nucleus; spliceosomal complex. Gene Ontology annotation, biological process: mitotic DNA damage checkpoint signaling; mitotic DNA replication checkpoint signaling; nuclear DNA replication. NCBI's taxonomy places the organism in Eukaryota, Fungi, Mucoromycota, Mucoromycetes, Mucorales, Radiomycetaceae. The transcript has a single exon. Gene Ontology annotation, molecular function: zinc ion binding; nucleic acid binding. Bases 1 to 1026 code for a protein of 341 amino acids.
AUGCCCCCAAAAGAUGUCCGUCGGCUGCUGAAACAACAACGUACAGAAAGACAAAAGACGAAAAAGAUAGAGCACCCUUUUGCCAAAUACGAUACACAAGGCCGCCUUAUCUGUGUGGUAUGCAAUGCGGUGGUGAAAAGCGAGGCCAUCUGGCCAUCCCACUUGGUGUCCGCAUCGCAUAAAGAAAGCAUAAAUAGACUUAGAGCAUUGAAACAACAACAAGCCAGAGACCGAGCCGCCCCGUUAAAACCGCAGACUGACGAACGAAAACGUGUAGCUCCAGCUAAUGAUGAGCCCAAUGACGUUGUGCACUCAAAACGAGCACGAUAUGAUGAACAAGAUCAAGCGGCAGCAGAGCAAGAAGAAGAAGAGGAGGAGGAGGAGGAGGCGGAGGAAGAAGAAUCGUCUGGACUGCCAGCUGACUUUUUUGAUGCCGCGCCUAUGGAGGACACAUCUGUACCUGCAACAGAAACAUCGGUCGAGGUGGAAGGAGAACCUUCAUCGGUAGCCGUGUCAGGAACAGUCGUGGAAAAACCUAGUGGUGGUCUUCCAAGCGGCUUUUUUGAUGAUCCAGAGGAAGAGGCGCGGAUUCGUAAAGAACCUGCACCGAGUGAGCAAAUGGAGACCGCGAUCGAAGAGGACUAUGAAGCUUUUAGGGAAAUGAUGGUGGAGACAACGGAAGAAACGGAAAAGAUGCGCGAGGAAGACGAUGAAGAAUUUUGGUUCGACCGUAAUGAGGAUUUACGACAACAGCAAGCCGAGUUUGAUGCGCGUGUAGAAGAGCUAAAGAAACUUCGAGAAAAGAAAGGCGUUCCGAAACCGUUGUCACCGUUACGGCGAGUGGACUUUGAUGAUAAAGACGCCGAGAUUCGGUCGUAUCUUAAAUCCAGUGUACGCGAUAUUCUGAAGAAGGCGCCUGCCAAGAAACCCGUAGCGGUGUUUGACGAUAUGGAAGAAGAUGAGGAUGAAGACGAAGAGGACAUGAGUGCCGAUGAAUCUUGGGCAUGGCGAGCCCAGCAGCUCUAA